Molecule: messenger RNA, 2890 nt
Organism: Cuscuta europaea
Lineage: Eukaryota; Viridiplantae; Streptophyta; Magnoliopsida; Solanales; Convolvulaceae
Source: the annotation of a GenBank genome assembly
GGGAAGGUCUAUUUACGUUCAAGAUUCAACAUCCGAUGCCUGAGGGGUCUUGCUGGAUUUCUAUUAGAUUGAUUGUAAUCUGAUAGAAAUUCAGCAUUUUAGGCCUUCUGAGCAGCAGGUUUUUUGUAUUAGGUAUAGCUUCCAUUUUGAUAUUGAAGCUAGACUUGGUGCUGAGGAUCUGACAUUUGCUGUUAGUUGUUGGUACAAUAAAUCCAAGAACAUGGAUCAAUUCUGUCAGAUUGGGGAGGUUGUGGGGAGCAUGAAGGCCUUAAUGGUGUUGAAGCACGACAUCAUAAUAAACACGAGGCAAUGUUCCUUUCUCUUCGACAUCUAUGUUCAAGCAUUCAACAAAAUCUCUGAUGAAAUCAAACAACACUUAAGAUUAGAUGAGAGGGGCACAAAGUGGAAACCGCUCGAGCGUCCAAUGAGAGAGCUAUACAGGACUUUCAAGGAAGGUGAGUCGUAUAUAAAGAACUGCAUUGACAUCAAGAACCAGCUGGGGAAGGCUAUUAGUCUCUAUUCAAAUAGAGAUUGCGUCGAGCUUCACAUUCACAACUUGCUCUCCUGUUAUGUGGUGGUAAUCGAGGCAAUUGAAGCAGCUGCAGAAAUCUCAGGUGGGCUCCAUGAAGAAGAUGUGCAGAAGAGGAGACUUGCACUAAUGAACAAGUAUGACACUGCCAAGUGCAAUGACCCAAUGCUUUUCCAAUGGAAGUAUGGGGACCAGUAUUUAGUAUCCCGAGAGAUAUGCAGCCGGUUGGAGUGCAUUUGGAAAGAAGACAGAUGGCUGCUUCUUGAGAUGUUGAGAAAGAACCAGAGCAAUAAGCUUGUGGAGAAACUGAUCAUGAAGUUAAGCGGAGGAUUAGAGACUGGUAUUAUGCAAUUACCAACUUCCCUAUUGUUGGAAGCAAGCGAUUAUCACGUGAAACGACGGAUAGGAUCGGGCGGGAGCCAUCUUAAGGAAAUCCAAUGGCUAGGAGAGAGUUUCGCGCUGAGGACGUUUUACGGAGACAUUGAAUUUCUGAGACCAGAAAUCGCUAUGGCUAUGUCAAUGUCUCACCCGAACGUGCUGCAAUACCAUUGUGGAUUCUAUGAUGAAUCAAGGAAAGAGGGGUUUCUUGUGAUGGACUUGAUGAGCAAGAGUUUGGACAUUUUCAUGAAGGAGAAUUCCGGGCAAAGGAGGAGAAUGUCCUUUUCUAUCCCGAUUGCAGUUGACAUUAUGCUUCAGGUUGCAAGAGGGAUGGAGUACUUACAUUCAAGAAGCCUUUUCCAUGGUGAGUUGAAUCCAUCAAAUAUUCUUCUCAAACCAACAACCAUCUCCGCCUCCUCAUCAUUGGAGAGUUAUUACUUCCAUGUAAAGCUAGCUGGCUUUGGUUUAUCCCUUCUGAAAAGUCAGUAUACUCACAGAAGCUGCCCGAGGGUAAGUGGAGUUGAUCCGGUGGUUUGGUAUGCACCAGAAGUUAUGGCUGAGCUAAGCAGCGGCAACAGCAAAGGCAACGCGAAAUACUCGGAGAAAGCUGAUGUGUACAGCUUUGGUAUGCUGUGUUUCCAUAUUCUGACAGGGAAAGCUCCAUUUGAGGAUGGGGUAGGCAGUGGGGAGAUAGUGCGGCCUCUUCAAGGAGAUAAAAUGGUACACAGUUUGAUGGCUGGGGAGCGGCCGCUCUUCCCACACCCAUUCCCUAAAUAUCUCAUGAACUUGAUCAGGAAAUGCUGGCAAACCAGCCCCAACACACGCCCUUGUUUUUCUUCCAUUUGCAGGAUUUUACGAUACAUGAAGAAGGUCCUCGUUAUAAAUCCUGAGCAUGGUCAGCCUGGUUGUCCUCCUCCUCUUGUUGAUUACUGUGACAUUGAAGCUGGCUACUCCAAUAAGUUUGCUGCCAUGGAUGGCAUCACAGAAUCUUUUCCUUCUGUAUGUGAAAUACCAUUUCAGAUGUUUGCUUAUAAGCUUGUUGAGAAGGAGAAAACUUCAAGAAAUGGUGUCUUUCCAUUCACGCCUCAAGGGAUGCCUGAUGAAGAAGAUGAUCUCCAUGUCAUCAUGCAAAAUAAUGGUGGAACUCGUCACAGAAGAUUGGCUUGCUCGGAAGUUAUGGACAGGAAUGAUCUGGGAAUUUUUUCUGAUCAAAGAUCUGUUGUCUCAGAGAUCCCACACUCAAAGUGCUUAUCUUCAGCUGAUCACAUUUCACUUCUAUCUGAUGAAACUACCUCAGCUUUUGCAGAUACUCCUGACUGGAGGCUACUAUCUGGGAUGCCGAAUGAUCAUCCAAGUCCGCCUUUCGUUGAGACACGACGAAGGAAAAGCCAUCAUUCGAUAUCCACAACAAGCAGCAAUGAGACUAAGUCGGAGAGAGGAAUGUCAUCAAAAACAAAAAUCCAGUGGUUGGCAAAUGAUGUUUCUGGAUCUACAGGGAAGAAGGAUUUAACAGCUGAGGUUGCGAGAAAGAAGAACUGUUUGACCACUAUUGACCCAAAACCUGCAUCAGAUCCUGAUGAUCAUGAGGCAACAGAAAAGAUAUCAUCAGCAGAAGCUGGGCAUAAACCAAAAUGUUAUGGAGAGAAUCCGAAACGAACAACAGGCGUUACGACGACGCCAUUUCGUUCUGAAUCGACAAGAAAGAAAUUCUUAAGCAAUAUGAAAACCAAAUUUAGAUUAACCAAAAUCCCAGAAAAGAAAAUGCUCAGCUCAAUAAACCAUUCCUCAUUUAAUCCCGAGAAUCCACAAAAAGCAACCACUCUAAAGCCAAGCAAAUCGAAGCUCACACUAAAAAAUGGUAUAUUUAACAAUAGUUUGAAAAGCAAGCAAAAUGAAGCAGGCACGUCAAAUUGUCAAUCACCAGGAGCGUCACCUGCAAGGGUGAUAAGAACAAAUUCCUUGGGAAGAUUAUUUCAAUCCACA